AGCGGAUUUUGCAGAUGCAUGACGUAGAUGCAGGUGGACUUCCGCUUCUCGCCCCCGGUGCUCGGUCAGCAAUCACUCCCUUUCGAUGAUGUUAUUAUAAAAUAUAUGCAUUUUGCGGGUGGUAGUACAACGAACUGCAUGAUGCUCCACAAAGAAAUUGCGAUAAUAAAGCAGCAGAAAUCCACGACCUCCGUCGAAUACAUAGCAAAGGAUACAGCAGCAGCGUCAGCGUGAUGUGGAUACUAACAGCUAUAGUUUUCUAUCAUUAAUCUUCUCAGACGACCUCUAUUAUAAUGAUGAAAAGUGCUGGGAAUGGGAAAGAAAUGAGCACCAGAAGUCCAUAAUUAUAAAUAUGCUAGGCCCUUCCAUCACCAAAAAUUGCUUUUACUAUAAACUCAAAAACCCCAGGGAUGAACGUGCUUCAUUUUUGCAUGAGACAGAAGCUGAAAAAAAGAUUUUGAGCUUUCCCUCGAAUUGAUCCCUUUGUAAUCGGUGCUGGUUCUACCAGCAUCAAGAUCAACAAGUUGAAUUUAUUCCACCAGUUUUCCAUUUCCAAUUUCCAGCCGCACGAAUAAACAACAUACAUUCACAUUGACAUUGACGAAAUGUUUCGCGCUGGCAGGGCUGGUUUGAGAAUGGCAAAGCAACCGCAGGUACUGAUCGACGUCCACACGCACAUGUACUAUCCGGCCUACAUGGAGUAUGCAACAAAAAAGGUUGUUGUUGUGAACUUUGUGACGCGCAACACGCAAGAUAAUUGCUGCGUCUGCCAUGCUGGUCAUGCUCUGUAGGGCCCGUUCACGCGCAUUGUCACGCACUGUCUGCGCAUGACAUGGUUUUGCUGCCAUGCCAGGCAGUGGUGAUGUUGAAGUGCAGGGGUUCACGAAUGUAUUUACCAUGCAUUUUCAGGUCUCACGGUCUCACCACUCAACGCAGUGCACGCACAUCCGAGUUAUCGGGGGAUGGGGGUCGUAAACGAAAAGAAAAUAAUGAUAAACCCUACGGCCGGCGUCGUGGAUCCCACGAGCAUCCCUCUGUCUGUUACUUAUAUGCAAGACCGAUUUGUGAUGCUGUUCGUUUACAUUAAAAAUAAAAAUGAACGACAACUACCAUUUUUUCUUGUAUAGGAAGGUUCUGCGGCAACGGACCGCGAUCCCCAAGGUGGUUCGCAACGCGAAGAACGAGGAGCGACUGGUGAUUCUGCCUAACGAAGAGAUGAACGCAAGUGACACGACCAACAUCGGGCGACCGAUCGGGGCGGAGUAUUUUGAUGUGCGCGAGAAGUUGCAAUUCAUGGAUGCGUAUGCCUUGCGAAUGUAUCGUGUUGAUAGUCUUUUAAAACGUGCAUUGUUCUCUUCUUUUUCCCAAAGCAAAAUGAACUUCUGAGGGACUUUGAUGUAGUGGUACGAGAAUGAGUAUGUGUAUGGUGAUAAGUGCAAAAAUUCCAAUUGGUACUACGACCACGUGGUCUACUAUGAUCCGAUACUUUUGCCCCGGAUAAAGCGCACGGCAUCUCGCACUCCAUCGUCUCCCUUGCGAAUCCGUGGCUGGACUUUCUGACCUCGGAUGCGGAGCGCGCCGCGGCCCCCGAGACGGCCCGCAAGCUGAACGAGGAUUUGAACACGAUGUGCGCCGGCGCGGCGGCCGACAGCCGUUUGUUCGGGUUCGCGGUUUUGCCGACCACCGCGGGCGGCGCCGCCUGCGCCCGGGAGGUCGAAGCCUGCUUCCGCGCGCCCGAGCCGCACAACAGUCACUUGAAGGGCGUGAUUCUGGGGACCAGCGGUGUGCUCGGACAGGGCCUGGACGGGAAAGAAAUGGAGCCCGUCUACGCCGCCCUGGAGCAGCAGGACGCCGUGCUCUUCAUACACCCCCACUACGGCCUCGCGGGCGAGGAUCUCAGCCGCUACGGGCACUCCCUGGAGCUGGCGCUCGGCUUCCCCAUGGAAACCUCGAUCGCGAUCUCCCGUCUGAUUUUAUCCGGCGUACUGGACCGCUAUCAAAUGUAAAAAUGUCUGGGUGUGGAAACUUGUGAUGCAAGAAAGAAAAUGUUGAUCACACUGUAAUGCGCUUUCCAGCAUGACAAGUUUUUGCGUGCGUCAGAGUUGCGCACUCCGCAUGAGAAACUGCGUUUUUGCAAGACAGACAGGAGGACCUCUUCGCGGGCACGCAAUACAGAGUUUAGAGGCAUGCCAGACUAGCAUUACAAAUCUCGCAAUCUCCCAGACCCAGACAUAUUUGCAGUUCAUAACCGCUACCCAAACUUGAAAGUCUACGUCGCACACGCGGGCGGUGUACUGCCCUACCUGCAAGGACGCCUUGACUCCUGUGUCGGGUACAUUUAUUUUUGAGCACUGCAUUCAAAGUUGCUUGUUGAUCUUAUCUUCUAUCUUCAUCUUGAUGCCUCCACGAAAUAAUUGUUUAUAUGAUCGAGAUAUAGUUGCAUUUACCCUGAAAACAUAAAAAUCGAGCGGCUUGAUGGUUGUUGAUGUUGUCCCGGGCUUCGUUCCCAAUCCAGCGUAUAAUUAGCAGUAGGACUCCCCGAAAAACUACUACACAAAGGUACGAAAAGCAGAUCGUGCUGCAGAAGAAGCCGUCCGACUAUUUACGGGACCUGUAUUACGACGCCAUCAUUUACAAUCCUGACUGCCUAUUCCAGAGAAAAAAGCCCACGUAAUACAAAAAAGAUACCCCGCAGGAACAAGUUGGUCUCGGAAGAUGUUUUAGACAGCAGUUUUUGCAUAUUGCACUGGUUCUUCGCAUUCGCUCAUGACGCAUUUUUAUAGGCUUGUAUGUAGUGAGGUCAUAAAUUCUAAACAAGUAUCACGAUGGUGCUUUUCUCUACUCCGGGAUACUGCUUGAAGUUACUUGUUGACACGGUCGGCGCGGACCGUAUCAUGUAUGGUACCGACCACCCCUUCUUUCCGCCUACCGAAGGUGAGCAAAAAUGGAAGUCGGCCUUGAAAAUCCAGGAGAUUGUCCCGGAAGAGCACCGCGAAACCAUCUUCGGCAACACAGCGACGCGGCUGUUCGGCCUCGAAAGCGAGGUGGCAAAAGCACUGUCACAUGGCAUCACAAGCGCGAGCGGCAAAAACGGGAACAGCGCAUCAGAAAAAACGCGGGGCACUUUUGAACAAGGUCAAUCCGCAGGAGAAAGCGGCUUUGCACAAAUGAAGAUGUAG
Amoebophrya sp. A120 is the source of this 3179-nucleotide messenger RNA. The record is from the annotation of a GenBank genome assembly. NCBI's taxonomy places the organism in Eukaryota, Dinophyceae, Syndiniales, Amoebophryaceae.